Tupaia belangeri chinensis (Chinese tree shrew) is the source of this 1348-nucleotide messenger RNA. RefSeq names its product POU class 2 homeobox 3 (gene POU2F3). Gene Ontology annotation, cellular component: nucleus. The record is from RefSeq and is a predicted model, not a curated record. Gene Ontology annotation, molecular function: RNA polymerase II cis-regulatory region sequence-specific DNA binding; DNA-binding transcription factor activity, RNA polymerase II-specific. The transcript is spliced from 14 exons. Bases 1 to 1317 code for a protein of 438 amino acids. Gene Ontology annotation, biological process: regulation of transcription by RNA polymerase II. Lineage: Eukaryota; Metazoa; Chordata; Mammalia; Scandentia; Tupaiidae.
AUGGUGAAUCUGGAGCCCAUGCACACAGAUAUCAAGAUGAGUGGGGAUGUAGCUGAUCCCACGGAUGCUCGCGGUGCCCUCAGCCAGGUGGAGCCAGGAAAUGAUCGCAAUGGUCUAGAUUUCAGCAGGCAGAUUAAAACAGAAGACCUCAGUGACUCCCUACAGCAGACCCUCUCCCAUCGGCCAUGCCACCUGAGCCAAGGACCCACCAUGAUGCCUGGAAACCAAAUGUCUGGGGUAAAUACUCACUCUGUUUGCCAAGACAUGGCUUCCCUCCAUCCUCUCCAGCAGCUCGUUCUGGUGCCUGGUGGUCACUUACAGUCUGUAUCCCAGUUCCUGCUAUCCCAGAGCCAGCCGGGGCAGCAAGGUCUGCAGCCAAAUCUUCUCCCCUUUCCACAGCAACAAAGCAGCCUGCUCCUCCCACACACUGGGCCCGGCCUCGCGUCCCAGGCAGUUGGGCGCCCCGGGCUGCCAGGGUCCUCAUUAGAGCCCCACCUGGAAACACCUCAGCAUCUCCCAGUGCCCAAGCAUCUCCCCAGCUCUGGAGGAGCCGAUGAGCCCAGCGACCUGGAGGAACUGGAGAAGUUCGCCAAGACCUUCAAGCAGAGGCGUAUUAAGCUGGGCUUCACACAGGGAGACGUGGGGCUGGCGAUGGGGAAGUUGUACGGCAAUGACUUCAGCCAGACCACCAUAUCCAGAUUCGAGGCCCUCAAUCUGAGCUUCAAGAACAUGUGCAAGCUCAAGCCGCUGCUGGAGAAGUGGCUGAACGAUGCAGAGUCUUCUCCAUCAGACCCCUCAGCGAGCACGGCCAACUCUUACCCCACCCUCAGCGAGGUAUUUGGGAGGAAGAGGAAGAAGCGGACCAGCAUUGAGACCAACAUCCGCCUGACUCUGGAGAAGAGAUUUCAAGAUAACCCCAAGCCCAGCUCAGAGGAGAUCUCCAUGAUUGCAGAGCAGCUGUCCAUGGAGAAGGAGGUGGUGAGGGUCUGGUUCUGCAACCGACGCCAGAAGGAGAAGCGGAUCAACUGCCCAGUGGCCACGCCCAUCAAAUCCCCGAUCUACAAUUCCCGGCUGGUCUCUCCCUCGGGGUCUCUGGGCCCCCUUUCCGUUCCUCCCGUCCAUAGCACCAUGCCUGGAACAGUAACGUCAUCCUGUUCCCCUGGGAACAGCAGCAGGCCCUCGUCUCCUGGCUCAGGACUCCACGCCGGUAGCCCCACUGCAUCUCAGAAUAGCUCCAAAGCAGCAGUGAACCCUUCCUCCAGUUUUAACUCUGCAGGAUCUUGGUACCGAUGGAAUCAUCCCACCUACCUCCACUGAGACCAAAAAGUUUCUCCUACACGCCCUGGCC